AGCCGAGUUUCCUGAGGCCGAGGGCGAGUUUUUAUGAAACUUGUUGGACUUCAUUCCAGAACGUACCGGUACGUACGGCUUCUACACGGUGGCUUCUACACUUUUAGCUAGCUCUGCUGCCCGUACUUUCGGGGGCCGGCCGACGUAACGGUGCGCUAGCGCUAGCUAGCUGAGCCGCGAGGAAUCGUCUCACACUCACGUAAAAACUGAUUCAAUGCCAGUGGUGAGGUCAUCUGUGAACAAAUUUAACAUUUAGACUGUGCCGACUCUGGAUUGGAGAUUAAAUGUUAUCGGUAAUUGUAGCCUGCUGAGACAUGUAGGCCUAAGAUUGAUUGAAAGUGAACUUCAGUCGCGGAGACGAGACACUGGGAAGUUGAGACAAGCAGACUGCCUCCAUGUAAAGGUGCUUUAGUAUGCAAGGUAGCGAGGUGAGCAUAGGAGCUCAGGAGAAGAACAGUAAGGAUAGUCAUCAGCAUCGAGUCCCACUCAUAGAAGAUCCUCACAUGGUCGAGGUGUCUGUUAACCUCAAGGGUGAUGGCAGGCAAGCCAGCCAGAUAUCAUCAUCCCAUGGAAAUGUUUGGCGUAAGAUUGUUUCAUCCCUACUGGCUGGGGCAGCUGCUGGAGCUGUUGCCAAAUCGGUCAUUGCUCCCCUGGAUCGUACAAAAAUUCUCUUUCAGACAUCAGAUAUGAAGUUUUCUGUAAGGAAUGCAGUUGGUGUUCUUAGAGAUGUGUACCAGAAGGAAGGAUUGGUCGCAUUGUGGAGGGGUAAUUCAGCAACGAUGGUCCGAAUCAUCCCAUAUGCUGCUAUCCAGUAUGCAGCGCAUGAACAGUACAAAAAACUCCUCAACACCCAAAAUACACAGAACCUAACCCCUGCACGACGAUUUUUGGCAGGGUCUCUUGCAGGUGUUACAGCAGCUUCCUUGACAUAUCCAUUGGAUGUCCUCAGGGCUAGGAUGGCAGUUACUCACAGAACAAGUUACAAAGGGAUCUUGUCAAUGUUCCUAAUGACACUCAGGUUGGAUGGAAUGUCCAGUUUCUACAGAGGUUUUCUCCCUACAGUACUAGGUGUUAUACCCUAUGGGGGCAUCAGUUUCUUCACAUAUGAAACCCUCAAGAAACGACAUAGAGAGUACACAAAUGCUGCGGAGCCAAGUCCUACAGAAAGGCUUGCGUUUGGAGCAGUUGCAGGUCUGUGCGGCCAGUCAGCAUCCUAUCCCUUGGAUGUCAUCAGACGACGUAUGCAGACGGCAGGAAUUACCAAGUACUCCUAUGACUCUGUCCUGAAUACAGGGAGGAACAUUGUGCAGGAAGGUGGUGUGAUUGGAGGCCUGUACAAGGGGCUCAGUAUGAACUGGAUCAAGGGACCUGUUGCAGUAGGAAUCAGUUUCACAGUCUUUGACCUGACCUUGAAAUGGUUGUCUCAGACGUACUUCUUCAGGGACGAUUCAUAAUCCUGCGCUCAUGAGGAAUCUAUGCAGUGUGUGUUCUGUUCAAAACAUCAGUGAUUUUAUCUUAUUUCCAAGUUCUUAUCUUCCUCGUACAAGAUCUGUACUGCAUUCUGUGCAUCCUGCUUGCAUGACCAGUCAAAGUGAAAUUGAAAAUAAGACUCCUAGGAUGAGAUUCAUAAACAGCAGAGGUCAGUCCAGUUGUGUUAACAAAUUUGUUCAUUGUUCCUUUUACAGUUCUAUGUAUGUCUUAAUGCACAUUCAGUUUGCAUACAAUGCAUUAAAGCAGCGCUUCUCAACCUUUGUUUACUCGAGGAUCACUUUGACUCUCAAUUUUUUUUCGAGGCCCACCUACCAAAAUGUUAAGAAAGCGAUAUGACUACUUGUCUUGACUCAAAGAUAGAUUAUAAUGGGCAUAUUAGUGCCCAUAACCUUUAGGUAGCCUGGCCUUUGAGCCCCUCCUCCAAACGUAUACAACCAUGACAACAUAUUGUUAUUAAUAAUAAGAAUGCAGAAUACCUUCAACAAUCGACACACAUUGCUUAUGAUUUUGCAUCACUGUCAGUUAUGAUGAAUCCAAAUUUAAUGUAUUCAGGUUCAUAUUUUCUUACAGUUACAUUCAGAGUCUUUUCAAUUUGUUUCCUCCCUGGCCCUUUUUAAAUCGCUUUAAAAAGUGUCAAUUUUGAUGUAAGAAUGUUUUCGUGAAAUUUGAACUCAAAGUCCGGAAGCACGUUUGAAACAAACAGUUCAAGAACUUACUGCAUUCGCAAAGGUCCGAUAAAUGGGCGACAAUUAACUUGAUAAGGUUCACAUCUAAGUUAGAUCGAAACCAUAUAUUACAACAUGCAUAAAGCAUGCUUUAGCUUUGUUUUACCCACGACCGACCGAUCAAACAUAAAAUAUUUAGGCUGUCAGACAGGUCCAGGUCUGUGAAACAUACUAUAGUUUUUCCCCCAUUUUUUUUUCUUCCUCUGGAGCUUCUCGCGGCCCACCGUUUGAGAAGCGCUGCAUUAAAGGAUACUGUUUCCUAAUUGUCUUUGCCAGUUGCAUGGAAUUGACAGUAAUUG
Messenger RNA from Lytechinus variegatus (green sea urchin), 2515 nucleotides. RefSeq names its product mitochondrial coenzyme A transporter SLC25A42-like. The transcript is spliced from 7 exons. NCBI's taxonomy places the organism in Eukaryota, Metazoa, Echinodermata, Echinoidea, Temnopleuroida, Toxopneustidae. The record is from RefSeq and is a predicted model, not a curated record. Gene Ontology annotation, biological process: transmembrane transport. The coding region runs from base 414 to 1454 and encodes 346 amino acids.